Messenger RNA from Paecilomyces variotii, 2397 nucleotides. RefSeq names its product vacuolar import and degradation protein. The record is from RefSeq and is a predicted model, not a curated record. The transcript has 3 exons. Gene Ontology annotation, cellular component: nucleus; cytoplasm. NCBI's taxonomy places the organism in Eukaryota, Fungi, Ascomycota, Eurotiomycetes, Eurotiales, Thermoascaceae. The coding region runs from base 1 to 2397 and encodes 798 amino acids.
AUGUUUAUGCUCCGAAACGUGAGUAAAUUUCUCUUUGGAGACACUUCCAAGGAGUCCAUCAUCGAGAUACCCCAGGGCCAGCUUUAUCUCGUUCGGCCACUCUCCCCCAAGGGAUACUCUGAACUUAUCUUCAAGGACGCCGCGGCCAGCAUUCGAAGGACCGGACAAGAGUUUCAGUAUCAGCUAGUUGUUCAGAGAGCCUAUGAGGAAGGAGAAGAGGAACUUGCGGACGACGAGGACGAGCAGGGCGCCGCGGACAUUCUGGACAAGGACGAGAAAGUCUUCCUGCUUGAUCAGAGCCUGCAUUUCCGCUCUGAAGUGAGAGAGGGAGGCGAAAAGGUCUUGGCUUGGAGGGAUUUGAGCGGAGACCCCGGCGAUCUCUUCGAAUUCAUCUGUGACUCUUCGAUUUCUUCCGAUAAGGUAGCGACAUUCGAACUCGCUGCAGUCCAGUGCCAGUACGAGCGAAAGUACAAGAGAAGUGCGCAGAAGGCGACAGAGCAGGAGCUGAAGCAGUUUUCUUUUGAAGAAGAACAUCCUAUCCCUUCUGCUAGUCCUAUUUCUUCUCCCACUGUCAAGUCCCCUCGCACGCGUUCCCCAACGUCUGGAGAAUCUGCCGCCGUCAUGGCACGCGAUGUCGAAUAUGCCCAGUCCAAGGGACAGAUUAAGGCUCAUACUGCGGAUGAACCUACAGCAGCACCGCCUGCUGCUGGGCCCCCUGAAGCGAAAGAAAUCCUCGCCAAGGAGACCGCCGAGCUUCACUUGUUUGAUUUCCCGUCAGGCACCUUCGUUCUGCAAGACCAAGAGGUGACAGCUACGGUCUCAGAGAUUGGAACAUGGCAAUACUGGCUGCAGAUAAGUGGAAAGGACAAGGAAUGGCUGGGUCAACCUGUCGUCGCGGACAUCAACCCCGUCUUCAAUUUCGAGUACCUAUCCUUCAUAUUCAACCACUACACGGAAGACGGCUCGGCGUAUUCAUGGCUGCUGCGAUUCAAGGAUCAGCCUACGGAAGAACGAUUCCAGGAAGGUCUCAUGCAGGCACUGUGGGAGCAGCUGAACGAGAUGAAGUGGGUAAAGGUCAAGGACAAUGACAGGGAGUACGUUCUGGAUGCUUUCCAGGAUCUCACAAUGGAAGACACUCCGGAAGAGCAGGAACAGGCAGAGGAUGAAGUUGAGCAAGAGGAAGAAGAGGAGGAGGAGGACGAGGGUCAGCGCAGUGAGCACUAUGACACGGAUGAGGAGGAAGACGACGUUGUUACCCGUGACCAGGAUGGCAACGUCAACUCCCAGCUUGCCGUAGGCUACAAGCAUGAUCGAUCAUUCGUUGUGCGAGGUUCGAAGAUUGGUGUCUUCAAGCACACUCCUAAUAACAACCUUGAGUUCUCUACCAACAUCUCCAAGGUCGAGACCCCCAAAGGGAAGCUCUUCAGCCCGAAGAAGGUCAUGCUCCACGCGGAAGACUCAAACAUGAUCCUUCAGAAUGCUGAUGAGCCUAACUCGCUCUACCGGAUGGACCUGGAGUACGGUAAGGUGGUGGAUGAAUGGAAGGUCCAUGAAGACAUUCCCGUCACCAGCUUCGCACCAGAGACUAAAUUCUCGCAAAUGACUUCUGCCCAACGCUUCAUCGGUAUCUCGAAGAACGCCUUGUACCGUAUCGAUCCUCGUCUGGCCGGCAAUAAGCUUGUUGAAUCCGAUCUCAAGCAGUACGUCAGCAAGAACGACUUCUCUGCUACUGCUACAACCGAGAAGGGAUACAUUGCGGUUGCGUCGAAUAAGGGAGAUAUUCGCAUGUUCGAUCGACUCGGUAUCAACGCCAAGACACACAUCCCAGCUCUUGGUGAGCCCAUCAUCGGUCUGGAUGUCUCUGCUGAUGGCCGCUGGGUUCUUGCAACUUGCCGUACCUAUCUUCUUCUGAUCGACGCAUUGCAGAAGGAUGGUAAAAACGAAGGCAAGCUCGGCUUUGAGCGCUCCUUUGCCAAGGAUUCGAAGCCGCAGCCCCGUCGUCUGGGCCUGCAGCCUGCCCAUGUCGCGCAAUUCCAGCACGAAACCAAGGCGCCGUUGUCCUUCACUCCCGCUCGCUUUAACACCGGUGUAGACACGAAUGAGACGUCCAUCGUUACUGCUACGGGUCCCUUCAUCAUCACAUGGAACCUGAAGAAGGUGCUUGCAGGUCGCAAGGACCCUUACACCAUCAAGCGCUAUGCAGAGAAUGUCAUGGCGGACAACUUCAGAUUCGGCUCUGACAAGAACGUUAUCGUUGCCCUGCCGAACGAGGUCAACAUGGUCGCCAAGAAGAGCUUCAGAAAGCCGACCCGAGAGAGUAUUGCCACACCCGUCAGACCUACCAGAAGGAGCUACAACCGAUUGGGACGCGACGACAUUGUCAAUUCUCCUUACUAA